GAAGUGAGUGGUAGUGAGUGCCGACAUCAUCCGGAGGUGCGCGCGCGUGUAAAGAGAAAGAGGGUUUUUUUUUUCUUUUUGGACAUCUUUAGGAGACCAUGAGGGUGUAGUGAAGAAAAAACAAGAAGAAAUAAAACCCCCCAAAAAAAAGUUUAACCAGAGAAACUACCAGAAGAAAAGUUACUGAAGUUAAAUUCAAGACACACGAAUAAGUCAAGCAACAACAAAAGAAGAAGCAGAAGAAGAAGAAGAAGCAGAAGAAGAAGAAGAAGAAGAAGGAUCCGGCACGAUGAUAGCCUCACACCUCCUAGCGUACUACGUUACUGAACUCCAUCAUGACCAUGUGCAGAAAGUGGAUAAGUUCCUGUAUCACCUCCGUCUGUCCAACGAGAACCUGAUGGACGUGUCCCUGCGCUUCCGGAGGGAAAUGGACAAAGGGCUGGGCAGGGACACCAACCUCACAGCCUCGGUCAAAAUGCUGCCCACGUUCGUGCGCUCCACACCUGACGGCACAGAAAAAGGCGACUUUCUGGCGCUGGACCUCGGAGGGACAAAUUUCCGAGUCCUGCGUGUUAAAGUGUCCUCUAACGGCAAACAGACGGUGGAGAUGGAGAAUCAGAUUUAUGCCAUUCCAGAGACACUGAUGAGGGGCAGCGGGACAGAGCUCUUUGACCACAUCGCUGAAUGUUUGGCCAACUUCCUGGAGAAACUGGGCAUCAAGGAGAAGAAACUGCCGCUGGGCUUCACCUUCUCCUUCCCCUGCCAGCAGACCAAACUGGACGAGAGCAUCCUGGUGUCGUGGACCAAGGGCUUCAAGGCGAGCGGGGUGGAGGGGAAAGACGUCGUCAGCCUGCUGAGGAAAGCCAUCAAGAGGAGAGGGGACUUUGACAUCGACAUUGUUGCUGUGAUCAACGACACCGUAGGCACCAUGAUGACCUGCGGCUUCGACGACCAUCACUGCGAGAUCGGCCUCAUUGUAGGAACGGGUACGAAUGCAUGCUACAUGGAGGAGAUGAGGAACCUGGAGCUGGUGGAGGGAGACGAGGGCCGCAUGUGUGUGAACAUGGAGUGGGGAGCGUUCGGAGACGAUGGAUCUCUCGAAGACUUUCGCACCGACUUCGACCGCGAGAUCGACGCCGGAUCACUGAACCCCGGCAAACAGCUAUUUGAGAAGAUGAUCAGUGGGAUGUACAUGGGUGAGCUCGUGCGUAUCAUCCUGGUGAAGAUGGCUAAAGAGGGACUGCUGUUCCAGGGCCAGACCACUCCCGAGCUGCUCGUCACCGGUCACUUCAAAACCAGCUACGUCUCAGACAUCGAGAACGACAAGAGUAAAGAAGGCCUGGUGUGUGUGGAGCAGAUUCUGCGUGAUCUGGGGCUGGAUCCGUCUCUUGAGGACUGCAUGAUUGUGCAGCGUGUGUGUCAGAUCGUGUCGACGCGAGCAGCUCAUCUGUGCGCAGCGACGCUCGCCGCCGUUCUGCGCCAAAUCCGUGACAACAAGGCCGUGGACCGACUGCGCACGACCAUCGGAGUGGACGGAUCCGUGUACAAGAACCAUCCGCAGUUUGCGCGGCGGUUACAUAAGAUGGUGCGCAGUCUGGUGCCUGACUGUGACGUGCGUUUCCUGCGCUCGGAGGACGGCAGUGGGAAGGGCGCUGCCAUGGUAACGGCGGUGGCCUACAGGUUGGCGAAGCAGCACGCCGAGCGUCAGCAGGUCCUGGACACGCUGCGGCUCAGCCGGGAACAGCUGAUGGAGGUGAAGAGGAGGAUGGAGGUGCAGAUGAAGAGGGGACUCGCCCUGGACACCCACGAGUCAGCCUCCGUCAAAAUGUUACCCACCUAUGUCAGAGCCACGCCUGACGGCACAGAGCAUGGAGACUUCCUGGCGCUGGAUCUGGGCGGGACGAACUUCCGAGUGCUGCUGGUUCGAGUGCGCAGUGGGAAACGGCGCAGCGUGGAGAUGCACAACAAGAUUUACACCAUUUCACAGGACAUCAUGCAGGGCACGGGGGAAGAGCUGUUUGAUCACAUCGUCCACUGCAUCGCUGACUUCCUGGAGUACAUGGGAAUGAAGGGAGCAUCAUUACCUCUGGGAUUCACCUUCUCUUUUCCCUGCCAUCAAGCUGGACUGAACAAGGGCAUUCUGCUGAAGUGGACGAAGGGCUUCAAGGCUAGCGGCUGUGAAGGAGAAGACGUAGCGGUGCUGCUCAAAGACGCCAUCCAUCGCAUGGAGGAGUUUGAUCUGGACGUGGUUGCCGUGGUGAACGACACGGUGGGGACGAUGAUGUCGUGUGCAUACGAGGACCCUCAGUGUGAAGUGGGGCUCAUUGUAGGUACGGGUACGAACGCGUGCUACAUGGAGGAGAUGAGGAACGUGGAGCUGGUGGAGGGAAAUGAGGGCCACAUGUGUGUGAACAUGGAGUGGGGAGCGUUCGGAGACGGUGGCGAGCUCGACGAUAUCUGCACCGAGUUCGAUCACGCUGUGGACGAAAACUCCACCAAUCCUGGCAAACAGAGGUUUGAGAAGAUGAUCAGUGGGAUGUACCUUGGGGAGAUCGUCAGGAACGUCCUGCUGGAUUUCACCGCCAAAGGUCUGCUGUUCCGCGGAAAACUCUCCGAGAGACUCAAGACCCGCGGCAUCUUUGAGACCAAGUUCCUUUCCCAGAUCGAGAGUGACCGUCUGGCUCUGCGGCAGGUCCGCUCCAUCCUGCAGCACCUGGGUCUAACCAGCAGCACGUGUGACGACAGCAUCCUGGUGAAGGAGGUGUGCAGCGUGGUGUCUCAGAGAGCCGCCCAGCUGUGUGGCGCUGCGCUCGCUGCCGUGGUCGACAAAAUCCGUCAGAACCGCAACCUCAACUCGCUCAGCGUCACCGUGGGAGUGGACGGAACCCUGUACAAGCUCCACCCACACUUCUCCAGCAUCCUGCAGGAAACUCUGCAAGAUCUGGCGCCCCAGUGCGACGUCACUCUCCUCCAAUCAGAGGACGGCAGUGGGAAGGGCGCCGCCCUGAUUACAGCCGUGGCCUGCCGCAUGAGAGACGCGUAACAGCGAUGCCGUGUGCCAAGAGGACGAACAAACAGGACGGAGAGAACGAGGGAAAAGGAUCAACUUGAACUUGAAACUAUCUUCUUCCAGCAGUGAUCAGUGCUGUACUGCAGUGUGACUGUUCCCAUUGUGUGUGUGUGUGUGUGUGUGUGUGUGUGUGUGUGUGUGUGAGGGUCUAUUCUUUUUUGCUUUUUAUGCUUUUAUUUUGCUGUUUGUGAGAGUUUACAUAUAAUAAGUGCAGAGAGAUUAAGGGAAGGGGGUUGUGGGGAGAUUACGUGACUUGGAUAGUAAUUUAUUUGUAACAUUACUGUAUCGUGGCGUUUACUGUACACACAUUUAAAAAAAAAAAAUAACGUUUUAUGAAUGUUGAAUGGAGAGAUUUCCAUUGUGUUCAUGAAGGGCCAGUUUCCAGGCUCUCAGUGGGAAGGAGCUGAUUAUCUCUGAGCAAUAUUCCUCACAUCUCAACUGCUUCUGGAGCUUCUCCGUUCUGCUCACGUGCUCCACAAGAUCUUUGCGGGAUCACGUGACCCUCAGAAGCAGGAAAGACACAGCCAUUUCUCCUGCUAGUGAAUCACUGAGACUGGAUUUGUGGAAUAGUGUUUAGAAAAAUAAAACCACCGGAAGACAAUUUACAAAAAAACAAAUUUCACUCUUUAAAUAUUUAAGACUGCUUUCACACUAGCUGUUUUUUUGUGCCGAUAUGAAAAAAAAUUCUCACGUGAUGCAUACACUGUAACCGUAACAACGCUCCCAGCUAGCUAGUCGUAGCUAGUAACCAGCUAACUCGCUUGUAUUAUUAUUACUGGGAACUCGGAUGAUGAUUACACACAAAAUAGCUUCACAAUCCUGCUUUUUUCCACUAUGUAUUUAAAGUAAGCUUCUUCUACAAGAUAUUUUUAAAAUAAAAUGCUAAAAAAUAAAUUAAAAUAAUGACAUUUCAUGUUGAAUGUAAUUCAACUGAAUUACAUUUUUUAAUGAUAUUAAAUUUUCUGAUUGAUUUUUCAACAUUUUUUUCUAAUGAUCAGGUAACAAUGAGCAUCCCAAACCUAGCAACGAUGUCUCUAGGUACAUUAAAAUGCUGAAAUACUGACCUCAGAAAAAAAAUCUCAGUGUCAGGAUCUCGUUACACUCCUUAUAUAAAACUUUUUCAAUCAGCUGUUUGCAGUCACUUUCUAAUUAUUAAAAAAUCCAAAUAAUAAAAUGUAUAUUGUCAUAUCACCCAGACCUACACGCUAGACCUGGAGUGUGCACAUAUAAAGGGAAAAAAACUGUUUUAGUUAAGAUGUAGAUUUUACGUUAAGUUUACGUUAACACUUUUAAUAUUAAUUGCUGUACAUCUUUUUCCUACAAUCUACACUCCAGUUUUCAAAUAAAAGUAUUUUGUAUACAAAAUGGCGGCUCGUUUGUAACUGGAAUGAUUUUUAGAGGUCACUGAUGUACGUGGAUGUUUCUCACACAAGUGCAUUUACAGUAUUUUUAAGUGUUAAUACGAUGAUGAUGAUUAUUACUCAGUGAAAUAGCUUUCUGUUGUAGUUUUACAUGAUAUCUGUUUAUCAUCAGCUCUUUUACAGAGCACACUUUCCACAUUUUCAAGCUUCAAAGUGAGGAGAAAUGUUUUAUUUCUAAAUCAGUCCCUUUAACAGUUUCAGAUCUUCCAGCUAACAUGUCAGCAUGAUACUCUGUUUACUGAGAAUUGAUUUUUGCUCUUUAUCUCGUUACUUCCUCAUGCAGUUUCAUGUUAGUUUAUGUGAUCCCUGAAAUAAAGAUUUAACGAUCAUCCAGUGAA
Pangasianodon hypophthalmus (striped catfish) is the source of this 4829-nucleotide messenger RNA. It is a transcript of the gene hk2, whose product is annotated as hexokinase 2. The record is from RefSeq and is a predicted model, not a curated record. Lineage: Eukaryota; Metazoa; Chordata; Actinopteri; Siluriformes; Pangasiidae. The transcript is spliced from 18 exons. Bases 290 to 3043 code for a protein of 917 amino acids. Gene Ontology annotation, cellular component: mitochondrion; cytosol. Gene Ontology annotation, biological process: glycolytic process; intracellular glucose homeostasis; glucose 6-phosphate metabolic process. Gene Ontology annotation, molecular function: fructokinase activity; ATP binding; D-glucose binding.